This is a messenger RNA of Monosiga brevicollis MX1, 984 nucleotides long. RefSeq lists its product as uncharacterized. Bases 1 to 984 code for a protein of 327 amino acids. The record is from RefSeq and is a predicted model, not a curated record. NCBI's taxonomy places the organism in Eukaryota, Choanoflagellata, Craspedida, Salpingoecidae. The transcript has 2 exons.
AUGGCUCUCGAGACGCAAAGCUACCCGCAAAAUCAGCUCUGGCUCCACCGCCUGCAGCUAGCCGUCCUGCUCUUCGUCGUGACGCAUGGUGCUGGAUCUGCCGUGGCUACCGUCCCUCCUUGCGAUCUUGGCGCCUUUGUCAUCGCCAGCAAUGACAAGCAGUACCUUCUCGUCAACACCGUGCGGCACUCGUGGGUCGAUGCCGCCGCCCACUGUGUCUCCUUGAAUGCCCGGCUUGCCAAUCCCGUGGCCCCAACAGACUUUGCCGCCAUUACUUCCGUGUACCAUGCUAGUCCUAAGAAAAGCUUUUGGGUCGGCGGCCGCAUCGCGUCUGAAGCUCCCCCUUUGCUUGACUUUGCCUCCGUCUUUGUGAAUCCGGCCACAAUCCCAUUUCAAGGCUCACUGGGCGGUGAUGAACGCUGCAUCCAAUACAACUCCUUUGCACGAGUACUUCAGCCCAAGGCUUGUCGGAAGCGCCGCUUCUUUCUGUGCGAGCGCUCCUCCCCCGCCACCUUUUGCGCAACGCACCCUGCCACCGCCACCACUCAGCCACAAGCCCCAAGUAUCAUCCAGCUCCCGGGAACUUUCAGCUUUGACGAUGCUGCUGCUGCUUGCCAAUCCCUCGGCCAUGAACUAGCCGCGCCCCACAACCAAGCAGAGUUGAAUGCUAUUGUGCAAGCACUCCAUGACGACAAGAUCAACAUGGCUGCAGAAUUUUGGCUCGGCAUGAAGGUGGACGAAAACAUCCAUCUCGUCUUUCAGAACAGCACAAUGGCCGUCGAUAUUUCACAAUUUACAGCCCCUGCCAUAAAAACCCGCUGGCGCAAUUGUGGAUUGCUCAAGAUUCAACAGGCCAAUAGCGGCCAGCUUCAGACCAACCGUUGCAACCGUCGCAACAUCGGUCGCUAUGGGUCUUCCUAUUGGUAUUCCAUAGCUACGACGACCUCACACAUUGACACCUACUUUUGGACCCCCUGGGCUUGA